Cavenderia fasciculata is the source of this 2400-nucleotide messenger RNA. RefSeq lists its product as uncharacterized. The record is from RefSeq and is a predicted model, not a curated record. Gene Ontology annotation, biological process: protein phosphorylation. Lineage: Eukaryota; Evosea; Eumycetozoa; Acytosteliales; Cavenderiaceae. The coding region runs from base 1 to 2400 and encodes 799 amino acids. Gene Ontology annotation, molecular function: protein kinase activity; ATP binding. The transcript has 7 exons.
AUGGAUGAAAGUACUUCACAUACCAAAACUUUACAAUCAUUGGAGUUUGGUGAUGAAUAUAAUCAACCUCUAUCAGUUGGAGUAUUACCAUCGCCAUUACAAUCAUUGGUGUUUGGUGAUAAAUAUAAUCAACCAAUAGCAGUUGGAGUAUUACCAUCAUCAUUACAAUCAUUGGUGUUUGGUAAUAGAUAUGAUCAACCACUAUCAGUUGGAGUAUUACCAUCAUCAUUACAAUCAUUGGAGUUUGGUUGGCACUAUAAUCAACCUCUAUCAGUUGGAGUAUUACCACCAUCAUUACAAUCAUUGGUGUUUGGUUGGAGCUAUAAUCAACCUCUAUCAGUUGGAGUAUUACCAACAUCAUUACAAUCAUUGGUGUUUGGUAUUAGAUAUGAUCAACCACUAUCAGUUGGAGUAUUACCACCAUCAUUACAAUCAUUGGUGUUUGGUUGGAGCUAUAAUCAACGUCUAUCAGUUGGAGUAUUACCAUCAUCAUUACAAUCAUUGGUGUUUGGUGAUAGAUAUAAUCAACCAAUAUCAGUUGGAGUAUUACCAUCGUCAUUGCAAUCACUAAAGUUUGAUUUUACGUACCCUGAAUUAUUAUUAUUAUUUUUAGUUGAUUUCAAGCAACCAAUUGGAGUAAGCAGAAACUUUAUUACGUCCAAAUCACAUGGAGUAAUCAAACUUCCAAAUACCAUAAAAUAUCACCUCACUCUUUCAACAACCUUAUCUCCAAAAGAACAAGUAAUCUCUGAAUCAUCAGGUGAAAUGUUUGUUUACAAAGAAAUAGAUUACUCCUCCAAUCAAUCGAUCUAUGACAAAACACUAUUUGAAAUCACAACAAUGAAAUUAUUCAUCAACGACUCUAUGUUUGUGCAAUACAAAGAUCACCAAGACGACAGUGAUUUAAAAAAGAUAUAUAUUUUGGCACAUUUCUGUGAAGGUGGUGAUUUGGAACAAUUAUUUCAAUCAAUGACUAAAUGGAAUGAAUCCCAAAAACAACAACCUCAUCCAGAAUAUAAAAAUAUCCCCGAAACAGAAAUAUGGCGACACAUUCGGCGAUUAUUCCUCAUACUUGAAAAACUAUCUCAACACAAUAUUGCACAUCUUGAUAUUAAACCACUCAAUCUAUUUAUUCGUUAUGACGGUGAAAUAGCUCUUGGUGAUUUUGGUUGCUGUCACACUUACGUUGAUCAAAAUAAUUUGUUAGAUGAUAACGUAAAUAUUGGUGAAGACACAAAUAAUAAUCAAGAAACAACAGAAUAUGCAAAUAUGAUAGCCACAACUCUCGUAACUCGCGGAACAAAGGGAUAUUAUGCACCGGAAUCAAAACAAAAGAAAUAUUACGCUACAAGUGAUAUUUAUUCUGUUGGUUCAACUCUUUUACAUUUACUCUCAUGUCAUCCAGAUGAUAUUGGAAAUAGAAUUGAAUUUGUCAAGAACCACAAAAAUAACAACUUUGAUGCAGAUCAUAUUAAAAUAUCAACAGAUAGAUAUUCUGAACAUUUAAUUAAUUUUGUCAAGAAUCUAUUAAUCUCAACACCCUAUGAUCGUCUUUCAUUGGAUGAUCUAAAUGGAGAAAUAGUCAACCAACACACACAAAGAAUCACAUCAUUUUUAAUCGAUCAACGACAAAUUCUACCAAACACAACAACAUUAAUAUUGGAUGGUGAAUUCAACAGUCCUCUCAGAGGAUUACUUCCACCAACACUUUUAAAAUUAAAGUUAUUGGGAAACUUUAAUCAACCAAUCGAAUGGAAUGAUAUUCCCAAUGGACUUGAAACAUUAAUAUUUGGACCAUCAUUUAAUAGUGAAAUUAAUUCCCUUCCAUGGUCAUUAAAUAAUUUAGCUUUAGGAAAAUCAUUCGAUCAACCAUCGGCUCUAAAAUUUGAUACAAAUACCACAAUACACAUAACCACUUUUAAGAAAAAAGAAAUUUUGUUCAAAUGGACAGAUAGAUUGAAACGUAUAAAUACCUACUACUGCCAAGAUUCAGAGCAGGUAACCAUCAAUUCAUUUAUUAAAAACAAGAUUGUUGAAUCGAAUCUGAUCAUGACCAUCGGUGAACAAUGCUAUGGUAUUGGUAAAAUCGAGAGGAUCAAUAAUAUACUAGAGUGGAAGAAGAAUGAUGAAAUCAAAUUCAUUAUCAAUCUAGAAGAUGUCAAAGUGAUAUCACAUGUUCAAGCAUCAAUCUAUCCACAUUUAUUCUGUCAAAUAGAUAAAUCAAAAUUUGAAUCAAUCAAUCAACACUUUGUCGAAUACCAACCCGACUCUGAAUACCCCCUAAAGGAAAUGGAGCAACUAUUUGAAUUGGAUGAAGACAACAUUCAUCAAGUGUUUGAAAAUAAUGAUCAAUAUCUAAAUAUUAGAUUGAUUAUCAACCUACCUAAAGAGCAACAAUAA